Danaus plexippus (monarch butterfly) is the source of this 2511-nucleotide messenger RNA. RefSeq names its product septin-interacting protein 1 (gene sip1). Gene Ontology annotation, molecular function: nucleic acid binding. The record is from RefSeq and is a predicted model, not a curated record. Gene Ontology annotation, cellular component: U2-type post-mRNA release spliceosomal complex. Gene Ontology annotation, biological process: spliceosomal complex disassembly. Bases 163 to 2481 code for a protein of 772 amino acids. The transcript is spliced from 12 exons. NCBI's taxonomy places the organism in Eukaryota, Metazoa, Arthropoda, Insecta, Lepidoptera, Nymphalidae.
UUAUGUAAUGUCAAACAGUUCAUAAUACUAGACGAUAUCAGUAAUAAUUUAUUGCUUCCGAAAUAUUAUUUCUAAUUUAUAAUUAUUAUUCUAAGAUUCUCAUUGUAUACUUUAAAUAAUUUAUUAUUUCAACUAUUAUAAUUCUUAGCAUAUUUAUUUAAUAUGUCUGAUGAUGAGGUUAUACGUUUUGAAAUCACCGACUACGAUUUGGAUAAUGAAUUCAAUCCCAACAGAAGUCGGAGGGCUAAGAAGGAACACCAAAUAUACGGUGUUUGGUCGAAAGAUAGUGAUGACGAGGAAAAUGAAGACAAUAUAAGGCGACGUAUACGUAAACCGAAAGAUUUUUCAGCUCCAAUAGAUUUUGUAACUGGUGGAGUGCAGCAGGCCGGCAAGAAGAAGGAUGAAAAGCAAGACAUACAAAAAUCGGAGUCAUCUACAUCUCGUCCCAAAUUCGCGGAUAGUUCUGAUGAUGAAGUUUUGGAACCGGAGGCGCGGGAGACUGCGGGGAUAAGAAAAGCCGGACAGGGCUUGAGAUCUGGACAAAAUUUGGGUGGAGUUGGUGCUUGGGAGAGACAUACUAAAGGCAUUGGAGCUAAAUUAUUAUUACAGAUGGGGUAUCAACCUGGUAAGGGUUUGGGUAAAGAGCUGCAAGGUAUCUCCGCUCCCGUAGAAGCUACAGUCAGGAAGGGCAGAGGUGCUAUUGGGGCAUAUGGACCUGAAAAGGCUGCGCAAAAAGCUAAAAAGGAAGAACAGAAGCGGCUGAAAGAAAAAGAGGGAGAUAAAAGUACUACAGAAAAGAGUUAUAACUGGAAGAAAUCACAUAAGGGCAGAUACUUCUACCGAGAUGCAGCUGAUGUCAUACAAGAGGGUAAACCCACCAUGCAUACUAUUAGCAGUAACGAGCUGGCCCGCGUGCCGGUUAUAGACCUGACCGGCCGGGAGAAGAAAGUAUUGAGCGGCUACCACGCCCUGCGAGCCGCCGCGCCGCGGUAUGAACACGAACCCCGGAGGGAGUGCACUAACUUCGCAGCACCAGAACUCACUCACAACUUGCAGCUGAUGGUGGAUUGUUGUGAACAGGACAUUAUCCAAAACGCUCGCGAACUCCAACAGUCUGAGGACGAGAUCGUGGUGAUAGAGCGUGAUCUCGAAGACUGUAAGAUAAAGUUAGGUGAAGAAGAUGACGUCAUCAGGACGCUGGAAGGCAUACUGGCGAGGGUGGAGGUACUGAACAGGCCGGACGCCUCGCUCGAGAUGGGCUAUGAGGUGCUGAGGGAUCUCAAGGAAACAUACCCCUUGGAAUAUGAGAUGUUCAGUCUGGGUAAUAUAGGGGGUAACAUAGUGAGUCCCCUAUUCAGUGCUAUGAUGGCCUCGUGGAGUCCCCUGACGGAUCCCGGGGGCGUAGCACCCGUGUUCCUCAAGUGGAGGCCCCUUCUGACGGAAGAGGCCUACAAUAAUCUUCUAUGGCAACAUUUUGGAACUAAAAUCGAAAUGACCGUUGAAGAGUGGAAUCCUCGCAAUCCGGAGCCUAUGGUCCUCGUGUUCAAGUCGUGGGUGUCCGUGUGUCCGUCCUGGCUGGUGAGCUCGUGUGUCACGAGAUACGUCGCCCCCCGCCUGGUGACCGCGGUCCGGGACUGGGAUCCCACGGGAGAUACGCAGCCCUUACACCAGUGGGUGCUGCCCUGGCAUGAGUUCGCUGGGGAAGCUCUCAACGCUUCCGUGUAUCCGUUGAUUCGUUCCCGGCUGUCGUCAGCGCUGGCUGCCUGGCACCCCGCGGACUCGUCGGCCAGGCCGCUGCUGGCGGUUUGGCGAAGUUCGUGGGGCCCCGCGCUCACGACCCUCUUACAUCAUCACAUCGUACCUAAACUGGAGCACUGUUUGCAGAACGCUCCUUUGGAACUCGUAGGAAGGGAGAAUACCGCGUGGCUCUGGUGUGUGGAUUGGGUGGAGUUGAUCGGCGCACCGACAAUAGCCAGCCUGGCGGGUCGAGCUCUGAUGCCGCGCUGGUUGGCGGCAUUGGCCGCUUGGCUGAACACUUCCCCACCGCACGCCACUGUACUAAAUUCUUACACGGAGUUCAAGAAAAUGUUCCCGGAAGACGUCCUCAAAGAGCCGCCCGUGCGUGACGCGUUCCGUAAAGCUUUGGACAUGAUGAACAGGAGUACGGACAUAGAUUCCAUAGAGCCGCCCCCACCGCCGCGCUUCACCAUACCAGAACCGAAAGAAUCUUCCAGGAUAAGCGACGUCCUGGCAACGAUAACGCAACAGAAGAGCUUUUCAGAACUGCUCGAAUCCAGGUGCAUAGAACGCGGUAUCACUUUUGUGCCUAUAGUGGGCAAGAGUAGGGAGGGCAGGCCGUUGUAUAAGAUCGGUGAACUGCAGUGUUACGUCAUCAGGAACGUCAUCAUGUACUCCGAUGAUGGCGGACGGAGCUUCGGGCCCAUCGGCCUCGAUAGGCUCCUGAGUUUGGUUGAGGAUUAAAUUCAUUAAAAGUUGUUCUGGUCUUUCCAA